This is a messenger RNA of Lactuca saligna, 4905 nucleotides long. The record is from the annotation of a GenBank genome assembly. Lineage: Eukaryota; Viridiplantae; Streptophyta; Magnoliopsida; Asterales; Asteraceae.
UUUCAAUGACUUUUACAAAUAGUAAAAAUUUAUACAAUAAGUCAUCAUUAGAGAUGCUCUAAUUAUUGGUUUUGUUCAAAUCCAAUCAAGCAUCCUCCUCAUCAAAAUAUAAUUGAGGGAGUAGAUAGUCUGAGGCAAUAGUAGUUUAAUUAUUGAAGUCCAAACUCUAAAGUAGCCUCUGUCCUUAAAUCUAUAUCAAAUCUGUAAAUAGUGCGAUGAAAGAUGGUCAAUCUUAUUAUUUAACAUAUACAUUCCAUAUCCUUUGACAUAUUUAUAAACCAAACAAGAUUUUUCAAAAUAAUGGAUUUCAAUUGCAUUCGAAAUGCCAAACACAUCACCUAUUUCAAAUUCUUCCAGUUCCACAAAAACUAUCCUGCCAUCCAAAUUCCCCCAUACCAUAAUCCUUGUUAUUUCAGUUUUUCAUCAUAUGAUCUUUAACUUAGUGGCAUAUUUCGUGUUCAAUCAUGCAGGAGAACUUUUUGGUGUUAAUUCACUCAUCUAGUCAUGUUUGUUUUCUAAAGAUAUUGUGAUAGGAAUCAUAGAAACGUAUCCUCUUUUUUGACCAAACAAAAUUAAGACUAUUGUGAUAAGAAUCAUAAAAUGAUAAGAAAUCUUAUCCUCUUCUUUGACCAAACUAGUGGCUUCUGUAUUCUUGAUAAAACUAUUGUUUUCUUUAGUAUGGAUGUUCAUUCUUUCCUUGCAAUCAUUUCGCAUAAACUUUCAACAGCAAAGAUAUUAUUUAUCGAAUCCUUCAAGCGUACCUUCAAUGGUGUCUUCUUCAACUUCAUCCAUUCAGAAGAGCUUUAAAUAUGAUGUAUUUAUAAGUUUUAGAGGUUUAGAUACUCGUAAGAACUUCGUUGAUCAUCUUUAUCAUGCUCUUAAGCACACAAGCAUUUACACUUACAAGGACGACGAGAGGAUCACGAGAGGGAAAAGGAUCAGUGAUGAGCUGAUUGGAUCCAUUAAAGACUCAAAAUUUCAUAUCAUUGUUUUUUCCAAGAACUAUGCUUCUUCGUCUUGGUGCCUCGAUGAGCUUGUGAAGAUAAUGGAGUGUCACAAAACGAAUGACCAUACUGCCUACCCCAUCUUCUAUGAUGUGGAACCCACGGAAGUCCGCAACCAAAGUGGGGCAGUUGGAGAAGCCUUUGUGAAACAUGAAAAGGAAGAGGAUGCGAGGAAAUGGAGACAGGCUCUGAAAGAAGCAGCCGAUCUGGCUGGGUGGGAGUUGAAAAACACUGCUGAUGGGCAUGAAGCUAGAUUCAUCAAAAAAAUUGUCGAAGAGCUUUCACUAGAAUUACGUUCCAUCAACUUCAGCAUUGAUGAAAAAUUAGUAGGCAUGGAAAUCCGGAUCAAGGAUGUCAUGUCAUGUUUAGCAACUGAUAUUGAUGAUGUUCGCAUGAUCGGGAUUAAGGGGAUGGGAGGUGGUGGGAAGACAACUUUGGCCAGAGCUGUUUUUGAUCAAAUAUCCUUUCAUUUCGAAGGUAAAAGCUUCAUCGACAAUGUUAGGGAAGUUUCAAAUGCUUCUUUGUCCGGUUUGAAGUCUUUGCAAAGUCAAGUCCUUUCAGAUGUCUUAAAUGACCAUUGUAUCUCUAUAACUAGUGUUCAUGAAGGGAAAAACAAGAUGAAGCAGAUUAUGCGUGAUAGAAAGGUUCUUGUUGUACUAGAUGAUGUGGAUCAUAUAGACCAACUUGACGCGUUAGCCGGUGAGCCUGAUUGGUUUAAGGAUGGAAGCAGAAUUAUCAUCACAACAAGAGAAGAGCAAGUGUUGGUAGCACACAGGGUGAACGUGAUUCAAAAUGUCAAUCUUUUAUCGUAUAAGGAAGCAAUUUGCCUCUUCAGUAGAUAUGCAUUUGGGAGAGAGAUUCCAACUGAAGGAUAUGAAGAGCUAUCAAGAGAAGUUGUUCGGUACGCUGCUGGACUUCCCUUAACGAUUAGAGUUUUGGGUUCGUUUCUCUGUGGUAAAAGUGAGCUUGAAUGGAUAGAUGCCCAAGAAAGAUUAAAAACAAUUCCAUUAACAGAAACUAUGAAAAAGUUAGAAUUAAGCUAUAUCGGUCUAGAUGAGGAUUACAAAGAAAUAUUUUUGGAUGUUGCAUGCAUACUGCAAGGUUGGCGAAAGGAAAAUGCCAUUGAAUUCCUUGAAAGCUGUAGAUUUCAUGCUAGAAACGGUUUAAAAGUUCUUGAACAAAAAUCUCUCAUAAAUACUACUCUUGAUUUUGAGUAUGUGAACAUGCAUGAUCAUAUUAAAGAACUGGGGAGAAAUAUUGUUCGUCGUUCACACCCCGAUAAACCUAACAAACAUAGCCGAUUGUGGAUCAAAGAUGAAAUUGAAGAUAUAUUGGUUAAUGACUUGGGUACUAAAGCAACAAGACACAUACGACUCUGGUCGGGGUCGCGGAAACUCAAUCCAGAAACUGUUUUGAAGGGUCUUAGAAUGACAACCGAACUUAGAUCUCUUCAUCUGUCUCUGAGAUAUUUUGAUGCAAGUAGAAGUGGUUGUUUUAAUUGUAAUUGGAAAUUUAAUCAUACCAGCCCAUACCUUCCAAACACUUUACAAUAUCUGUUCUGGAACGGGUACCCUUUUAGGUCUUUACCAGAAACAUUUCAAGCAUAUAAUCUUGUUGGACUUAAUUUGAUGAGCAGCAGAAUGGUACAACUCUGGGAAGGUGGAGCAAAAAAGGUUCUUAACAAGCUAAGAUUCCUUCGCCUCAAUUGCUUAAAGUUGAGGACACUUGACCUUGGGCUGGCUCCAAAUCUCGAAACAUUGACUGUUGGAGAAUGCCGUGACUUGUUAGAACUUUACAUGCCUGUUGCAUGUCCGAAGCUUAAGUCCAUCGACCUUUCUGGUACUAAGUUGAGGACCCUUGACCUUGGGCCGGCUCCAAAUCUCAAGGUGUUGAUUCUUAAUGAAUGCAGAGAUUUAGUAGAACUUUACAUUCCUCACGGAUGUUUGAAGCUCGAAAACCUCAACUUCACGAGGUUAAAGUUGAGGAUCCUUGAACUCGGGUCAUCUCCAAAUCUCGAGGCGUUGAGUCUUUAUGAAUGCAAAGAUUUGAUAGAAUUUCACUUUCCUGACGGAUGUGUAAAGCUCAAAUACAUCAACUUUACAAGGACAAAGUUAACAUCCCUUGACCUUGGGCUGGCUUUGAAUCUUGAGAUAUUGAUUCUUGAUGAAUGUGAAGAUUUGGUAGAACUUCACAUGCCCAGUCGAAGUGUGAAUCUCAUAUCCUUACUACUCAAUAAUUCGAAGUCGAGGACUCUUGACAUUGGGUUGAGUCCAAAUCUCGAGCACUUGAAUCUUAAUAAUUGUUAUCAUCUGGAAGAACUUAACAUGUCAGACGAAUGUCAAAAGCUUACAUCCCUCGAGAUUAGACAUUCAAAACUGAGGACACUUGACCUUCAGCUGACUCCAAAUCUGAAGAAGUUAGACCUUAAAGAAUGUCAUAAUUUGGUCAUACAUUCCCAUUCCAUUAAAGGUCUAGAAAAGCUUGUCUACUUGAACUUAACUGGUUGCUUGAGUUUUGGAUCUUUUUUGUUUGAAACUACGGAUUAUGGUACUUCUUGUACUGUAGAUGAAUCACUUGAGGUGGGUCCUUUAGCUGAGCUACAUCUUGUUGCUGAGUCCCUAGAAAGAUGUCAAUUUCAUCCCGACAAUAGUUUGCCAAAGUUUGAGUUUGCAUGUUUUUAUAAAGAAAAUCGACACUUACUGACUGGAAAUCUUGAAAAGCUAGUUUCGAUAGGUCUGUGUGCUUGCACAAACCUUGAGACAUUUUCACAAAGCAUUUGUGGGUUACAACAUUUAAGAAAGCUUAUACUCAAAGGCAAUAUUCCAGAGGCACCCAGGGACCUUAACCAGUUAGAAUGUUUGGAAGAGCUAACUUUGUUGUCUACAGAUAUUAUCCGUCUUCCUGAUAGCAUUUGCAUGUUGAAAAAUUUGAAAUCUCUCGAACUUAUAUCUUGUUGGUGUCUUGAGAAGUUACCUGAGGAUUUUGGCCUAUUAAAAUGUUUAGAGGAGCUACAUUUGUCAUGUACAAAGAUUAAACAUCUUCCAGAUAGCAUUUGUAUGUUGAAACAUCUUAAAUAUCUUGAACUUGUUGAAUGUUUGUUGCUUGAGAAGUUACCUGAAGAUGUAGGCCGAUUAGAAUGUUUAGAGGAGCUGACUUUGUCAUCUACAAAGAUUGAAUAUCUUCCGGAUAGCAUUUGUAUGUUGAAACAUUUGGAAUCUCUCGAACUUAAUCAUUGUUUGUUGCUUGAGAAAUUACCUGAGGAUCUUGGCCAAUUAGAAUGUUUAGAAAAGCUAAACCUAAUGGAGUGCAAAAUUUUACGAGGUAUCCCAAAUAGCAUUUGUAAGAUGAUAUGUUUAAAGGAGUUGGAUCUACAAGAUACAAAUAUCAGAAAUCGAAAAUUUCUGCUAUGUAGAGGUGUGAAUAACACCACCACCCACAACCGGAUUCUCCUGCAACCAAGAACUAUUGUAACAGUCUGGAUCUAGAUCAAUGAAGAGGCAAGCAAUGAAGUCUCGAAAGAGGUGCAAAAAUACAAUAAGGCAAGUUUGGACAGCAAGGUUAAAGCAGAGACUGAAAUUAUCAAAAUAUUUUUGGUUGUGUCGAUGAUGUCUUCAGUCACAUCAGCCAUAGAUUAAGCGUAUUGUAUGAUUUUCACAGUUGGGCUUUCAAAGUGCGUGAUGUAAUACUUUUGGAAAACAAUUUGCGAUUGUUGGGUUAUCAAUCUUUUGCAGCUAGCGGUGAAGCUCUUGCCACAUGUCCAUUCUCAGCAUUCUUACGCAUGUGACUUACGAUUUUUUUUUUUAAAUUGUGGCUGAUAUAAUUAUUUUUUGCACCUAAUAUAAUGUCCGCAUCUGAAUAAAUAACUGUUUUACCCUCUUGCAUUAGUAAAAAACUAGCUUAU